Hypanus sabinus (Atlantic stingray) is the source of this 1705-nucleotide messenger RNA. RefSeq names its product CCAAT/enhancer-binding protein epsilon-like. The transcript has 2 exons. Gene Ontology annotation, biological process: myeloid cell differentiation; DNA-templated transcription; regulation of transcription by RNA polymerase II. The record is from RefSeq and is a predicted model, not a curated record. Lineage: Eukaryota; Metazoa; Chordata; Chondrichthyes; Myliobatiformes; Dasyatidae. Gene Ontology annotation, molecular function: DNA-binding transcription factor activity, RNA polymerase II-specific; RNA polymerase II cis-regulatory region sequence-specific DNA binding. Bases 667 to 1443 code for a protein of 258 amino acids.
CUGUUGAACAGGAAGGUGUAGGAGGGGUUUGGACGAUGGGUGGGGUGUUGACGUGGGUCAGUCACCCUCUCUCUGUUGGAUGCUCCCCUGCAGGACCCUGCUGACCGCAGCCCCAGGGGGAUCCCGGUUCCCGCUCCAGCGCCGGACCCGGCCGGUUGUAGCUCGCAGGGACCCACGGGUGGGACGGGGCGACAGCCCCCCUCGACAGCUCCUGGCCGCAGCCCCAGCCCUCGCCAUCAGCAGCAAGUUCCCCUUCCUGGGGCGUUGGAGGAGGUGAGCGAGUGGUGGGGUGUCGCAAGACGCCUCGCCGGAUAGAGAAGGAAGGACGGGGGCUUGAUACUGACCGAUGUCCCAGAGAAGAAAUCACACUGCCUGUUGUUAACUCAGCUGGUGCCCGACUGGGAGAGGGGCAGAGAGAGUAAAAUAGGACAGAGAAACAGAGAGAUUGAGACAUUGGCAAAAGAAAAAAAAGCAGGAGAUUAGAGAGCAGAUCGCAAUAGAGAGAGAAGUAGAGGGGGGAGAGUGAGAGAGAGGACAGGAGACAGGGAGUGAGAGGGGUAGAGAGUGACAGAUUGGUCUGGGCCCUGCCCCCACCCGUGUGACCUUUGCACCAAGGAAGGGAGCGUUGAGCCCCACACGGGACAGGGCACGAGGGCAGGGGACAAAAUGUCCACCUCCGAGCCCCACCUAUACAACUGCAGCCGGGGGCCUGGGACACCCCAGCAUCCCUUUGGGACGAGGGGCGAGGCAGGGCUGGGCGAGGCCGAGGCCUCCAUCGACUUGGCGGGCUACGUGAUGGAGGGCAGCGAGGAGUUCCUGUCCGACCUCUUCUCCAAGCAGGAGCGGCUGAAGGCUGAGGUCCCCCCCUUCCACUACCCAUUCUCCUCAGCCCCUCAGCCCUACUACGCCCAGCCCUACGGUGCCGAGCGCAAGGCAGGGGGACGCUUGGCCUACGAAGCAGGCCCACCCCCCGUGAAGGAGGAGCCGGCUGACGGGGGUGCACACAGCCUGACGCCGGCCUACCAGGCCCUGCACUACCAGGUGACCCAUGUGGGGCAGACCAAUGUACAACUAGGCCCAGGAUCCAUGAUGGGCCAUUCAGCCAACCGGCUUUACAAGGCUCCGGUGUCGGUCGGCAGCGCGGUGGGUCCCUGUCCCCCGGGCCUGCGGGAGCGCUUGCCGCUCGGCGGUAAGACGAAGAAGGCGGUGAACAAGGACAGCAUGGAGUACCGUCUCCGUCGGGAGCGCAACAACAUCGCGGUGCGUAAGAGCCGCGACAAGGCCAAGCGCAGGAACCUGGAGACGCAGCAGAAAGCGCUGGAGUUCAUGUCGGAGAACGAGCGGCUGCGGAGCCGGGUCGAGCAGCUGACCCAGGAACUGGAGACCCUGCGCGGUCUCUUCCGCCAGCUGCCCGAGGCUGGGGCAACCCAUUCCCGGCCCUAGGCUCCGCCGGAGCAGGGGCGCAGGGCGGGGAAGGGGUGGGUGGGUUUAUCCGGGUCGGGGUUCCCCCGAGGGGUGUUUGCGAGCUGCUGGGGUGGGUGGGUGGGGGUCCCCCGGCAGCCGGGACGGGGCCCCCUCCUGGGUUUUGGUGGACGAGGUGCGAUUUAAAUGUGAUAUAGCUUCGGUGGGGUUCGGGAGUUCGAACGGUUUUUCAUUUGUGGUGCUGCGGUUCGGUAGGAUGAUAUUUGGAUAACGAUUGACACAC